Messenger RNA from Prunus avium (sweet cherry), 742 nucleotides. The record is from RefSeq and is a predicted model, not a curated record. NCBI's taxonomy places the organism in Eukaryota, Viridiplantae, Streptophyta, Magnoliopsida, Rosales, Rosaceae.
ACAAUAAAGCAGCAAAGCUAAUGGAAGUGGGUGGUGUGGUGGUCCUCUCCUUAUUAAAUGUCACCUUGCCCUCCAUUUCUAUUCAAAAUUCAAAUUCAACCCAGCUCCCAGAUCCCUAGCCUCCCUCUUCCUUCCUACUUCUCUUCUCUUUUCUCUAGUUGCUCCACUUAACAUUUUUUUAACAGAGAAGCUUAUAGUUGAGGAAGAGACACAGCCGAGAGGCUUGUGUCAAUGGAAGCGGACAGAAAAGAGAGAAGGGUAAUUUGGUAAUUGAGAGCAGAGGGUGAGUGAAGCAAAGAAAAUGAGCACAGCUAGAUUCAUCAAGUGUGUCACUGUUGGAGAUGGAGCUGUUGGGAAGACAUGCAUGCUAAUCUCUUACACCAGCAAUACCUUCCCCACUGAUUAUGUGCCUACAGUGUUUGACAACUUUAGCGCUAAUGUGGUGGUGGAUGGCAGCACAGUUAACCUUGGAUUAUGGGACACUGCAGGACAGGAAGAUUACAACAGGCUGAGGCCUCUGAGCUAUAGAGGUGCUGAUGUGUUCUUGUUGGCCUUCUCUCUCAUCAGCAAAGCCAGCUACGAAAACAUUGCCAAGAAGUGGAUACCUGAGCUGAGGCAUUAUGCUCCAACAGUCCCCAUUGUGCUUGUGGGAACCAAACUUGAUUUGCGGGAGGACAAAGAGUAUUUGAUUGAUCAUCCUGGUGCUACACCAAUAUCAAUUGCACAGGGUGAAGAGCUGAAG